UGCGCAUGCGCUGAAAAAUGUAAACACAUUUUGUGGUUCUCGCAGUCAGGCAUUUCCAAUCAUGGAAGACAGACUAUUGAAGGACGUACACAGACACAGUGGCUCUUGUUUUUGCCUACCCAAGCAAACAGUGCAGGCUGAGUUCAUCUGUGGUACCUAUUCUUAUUACCAUUAUGGUUGUGAUGGUUUUGAUGACAGGGGAUGGGGUUGUGGUUACCGCACUUUGCAGACACUCUGUUCGUGGAUACAAAACAAGGAAUUUGAACGUGAAAUUGAGGCUUCAUCACCACCAUCUUUACCUGAAAUCCAAGAAGCACUUGUUAGCAUGGGUGACAAACCAAAGAAAUUCAUUGGCUCAAAAGACUGGAUUGGAUCUUUUGAAGCUUGCAUAUGCAUUGACUACUUCUAUAACGUGCCUUGUAAGGUUGAGCACAUUCGAAACGGCGGGGAGCUUAAGAAUGUUAUCCCUAUGCUGAAGCAACAUUUUAAAAUCAUUGGCUCACCAGUAAUGAUGGGUGGUGAAUCAGAUACUUCAUCUAAGUGCAUUCUAGGGGUUGCUGAAGGAAUAUUGACGAGUUUACUAAUUUUAGAUCCACAUUUCUACGGUCAGAGUACUAAAGACAUAAUACAAGCAGAAGGCUGGGUGAAAUGGAGGCCACUGGAUUCAUUUGUGGAGAGUUCCUUUUACAAUCUAUGCCUUCCACAGUAUAAAAUUAAAUGAUGCAUUUAACAUUGUCGUUACGAUGAGCAUGUGGUAAUUCCCAGCAACAGUUUGGAGCAUGCAAUGACCAUCCAUUGCAAUAGAUUCAUCAUUAUUACAUCUUGUGGGCAGUAAGCUGGUUGUGACGGUACAUUCAGGAGUCCUAUGGUGAUUAAAAAUUAAUCGCAGAAUAAAUUCCUCGCGGAGUAGAUCUAUUCUCUGGAAUCGGAGUAUGUAGUUCCUCAGACUAUUGCUUCACUUCAAUUAUAUAUUAUUUAUUGAACACCAAUGCCAGGGUGCAUAAAUACAAUAUAAAAUCACUAGAUACAUUGAUAAAAUACUUUCAUUCAUGAUUAAAAUAAUUUACAACAAUAAUUACUAUAUAUAGAAGGAGCAAAGAAAUAAUUAUAAUAAAUAUUCAAAAAAUUUAAAUACAAUUCCAGGGCCAAAGUGAAUCGUCAGUUGUUCUUAUAUUUGCAUUAUACAUUUCCUUAGGAUAGGAGUUAUUUCCGUGUGAAUCACACCAACAAUAUCCCACUAAAAUCAACUUCUCUCUAGUGGGGUACUUUUAUGGUGGCGCUUUGGGCAGUACAUCAGGAGACAAACUCCUACUCUUUGCCAAAGAGUGGUAUACUUCUUACUUUAAUGUGCAUAUGAGCCAUAUUGCACAUGGGAUGAACGGCUUUAGUGGCUCAUCCGUAAGACAGUGAACUAUCGUAACAUAUAUUUCAGCCUUCCAGCUGAAAUACAAAAAGAGCAAUGAUUGGAAUUAAUCGUGAUCAAAUAUAUGAAAGGAUUUAGAUGGUUCAGCGCUAACACCAGUGAAGACGACUGAGCUAAAAGCUUCUCUGACUUUGAAUAGGAGUAGGCUAAUUAUUUAUUGCUGCAGGCUUAUCAUUAAUUGUGUGACCUAAUGUCAAUUGCUUGUGUAAUGUUCACAGAUACAGUACUUCAAUGGUGGUAGAUUAAAGUGUUGACACCAUUCAUGUUUUAGUGAUAUUUGAGCAUUUAAUACCAUAAAGUAAUAUUGUAAUCAAGAAUAUGAUAAUCUGAAAUAUUAGCAGUAUUUGAAUUAGAUAAUUAUUUUUAUUUCAGCUUAUAAUCAUAUAAAUGAUUUCGGAGGUUCUUAAAUACAUUAACACUAGUUAAUGAUUAAAUUGUACAUUAAGAAAAAAUAUACUCCAGAAUUUCGUUUUUUAAUGUUUUUCUCUUAUUAUACUUGUGUAUGUACCGCUUAGCAUAUAAGUUUCAGUACCUAUAGUCACAGUGUAACACUCUUCAUUGCACUGAUUUCAGUAGCCUGGAUUUCAGGCCCUAAUUUUAGGUUACUCACUGCUUAUUUUACGCCAUACCUAAUUUAUUUGGUGUCCCCUACUCAAUUUCUUUCUGUCUCAAAAUUAACUUGCUUGUUGGUGGCGUAACAGGCGAGGGGAAAGGGAAAAGAAAAAGAGAAGACAAAAAUAAAGACAAGAAUUAAAAGGAAGAUACCGUUUGAUCAGAACACCCUCCACCCCCUACUCCACUUAAAAAAUUGUCCAAAGAGUUACAGCGAAAUAGUUGUGAGUGAUAGGCCUACAUGUCUGAUGUAAAUGAAGCUGCGGGAAGACGUAGGCCUACAUCGUAUUGUGGUUUUGUAGCGCCUUCGAUCUAAGCAUGGACUUAUUAUUAAUAGGUCCAUGAUCUAAGCCGCCAGAUAUUCUCCGAAUCCGUUAGUGCAUCUCAUUCCCAGGCAGGCACUUCGCGUUUUACACUCUUCUUGUAUUAGUUUCUAGGACGAUAAAAAAGGGCGGGGGAGCACAAAUUUUAACCCUUAAAAAUGCACGCAAAAAGUUUAUGCAAUUUCGUAUGAAUUGAUCAAAAAUCAUGUCAAAACUCCCUAAAAUGUGCAAUUUUAGGGAGAAAGAUUUCCCACUGGUUACGUCACUGGUUGAGUUAAUUGAACACAUAGUAGUCACAACACUAAGAGAAAGGAAAGAAGGGCCUCAUUGAUCCAUUCUAAAAUGUGAAAAAAAUUACAGUAAUAAUUUUGUUCAUGUGUACGGAUGGUGAAAGAAUAUGGUUGUAAUAAAUAAAACCAUAAUGAAAAUGCUUAGCCUAUAUUUAGAUUCAAACAGACAUGUAUAUGCCUAAUAUUAUAAUCCGUUAAGAUUAUUUUUUCUAUAAUUUUUUUUUUUAGGAGGGGGAGGGUAUUACACCUGGUCAUAAAUUACUAACCAGGAAAAUUAUUACAUUUUUGUCCUCCCCCUCCCCGUGACCCAAGCCCCUGUUAGGCGCCUGAACAGAUUUAACUCAUUUGCAUUAUCUCCAAUGAGAACCACAUCUGCCCAGAAUAGCCAACAAAUUUUAACAUUAUAAAUGUUUACACCUAAUUUUCUUUUGAUAAUAAUUUUAUUUAAUUCGUUAAUGUAUAUUGUAAAUAACACUGGUGACAAAGAGCAGCUUUGUUUGACACUUUAAAUUUCCGAAGGCGAGUUUUCCUUUUACAUUCGCGUAUGUUUUUUAUAAUGUUUAGUAAGCUCCUUUUUAUACCCAUUCGGUGAGCAGCUAAGGAAAGCCCAUCCCUCCAAACGGCACUGUCAAAUGCUUUCUUGGAGUUCAAGAAGGCAUGGAAUGUGCUCUUGUCUUUUGCUUGGCGAGUGGCAAUGAAGGUUUUAAAACAAAAAAUAUGGUUCUCGCAUCUUUUAUUUUUCUGGAAGCCGCCUUGUACUUCAGAGAGAAGAUUAUUUUCUCCAAGAAAGUUUGACACCGUUUGGGAGAUAAUCCUGUUUUAUAUUUUAGCAAUACAUGAAUUUAAGGUGAUCCCUCUGCAGUUAAUUAGGUCUCUUCUAUCGCCUUUUUGAUGUACUGGAAUAAUUGUACUCACCUUUAAAUAAUUAUACAGUACAGUAUUACUUGAUUACUUUAACUAAAUUAUUACAUAUGUCGUGGUCUCCAGAGCGCUGCUUUCUCGUCACCUUCUCAAUCAAAAUAAGAUUACAUGUAAUUUAUAAUAAAUUGUAAUGAUUUUCAACCUUUAAAAACUUAAUCGAAACCCAGGCCGUCAUAUGUUUUAUCAUUUCCACUGCAAAGUUAAGUUUUCUUGCUUGAUCCAAAUUAACUUUUCUUUCAUUUUUUGUUUAUUUAAUCCACUUGUGAAAACAGUACUGCGUCAUUGAAAGUGCUAUUAAUAAAGGACAGAAUUAUAAAUGAAUAUAACUGGUUUAGAAAAUAUGAUUUAUAAUUGGAUUAUUAUUGCAAUUAGAUACAAUGUAACGGUAAUUAGAUAAGAUGUACAUGUAAUUUUAUUUAAAAAACCAA
This is a messenger RNA of Anneissia japonica, 3997 nucleotides long. RefSeq names its product ufm1-specific protease 1-like. The transcript has 7 exons. Bases 62 to 721 code for a protein of 219 amino acids. Lineage: Eukaryota; Metazoa; Echinodermata; Crinoidea; Comatulida; Comatulidae. The record is from RefSeq and is a predicted model, not a curated record.